AUGUCAAUACUUAGUGUUGCUGGUGUUUGGCUCAUCAAGUUCAACUUUCUCUUGUUCUUCUAUAAGCUCGGCAGCCACAUCGCGAGGUAUCGAACCUGGUGGUGGAUCGGCUUUGUCUUCAAUAUUGCCUGCGGCGCAGGCUGUUUCGGGCUCUUCCAAUAUCCAUGCAUUUUCGGCAGUGUCGAGAUGCUGUUCGUCAAGUGCGCUGCAGCUUCUAACAUUCGGAAGUCAUACAUUCAUGUCACCUUCACCACGGUCCUUGACGUUGUGUCCGAUGUCGCCGGUGAGUCAGUUCUCUGCUUCCCCGCCCACAUUCUCUGGACAGUCAAGAUCACUUUGCGGAAGAAACUCCUUCUCUCAGCAGUCUUUGGCGUGGUCGGGUUCACGAUCGCUACUGCCAUUGUCCGGGGCAGUAUGUUCUCUCAAUUCACCAGCGCGAAUGGGGAUACUCAAAUGAACAUCACGUGGAUUACUUUCUGGUUUUACGUCGAGUUCACUGUUUCCUAUUUAAUCGCAUGCAUCGUCUCGUUCCGAUCACUCUUUGUCCGCAAUGAACAGCAGUCUGAUGCAAGAGAUGCGGCGCACAUGCGCCAGCAGUCCGAGGAGCGCAGGAGACGAGGCCUCAAGGAGAGGAUGCGCAUGCUCCACGACUCGGUCUUGGAUACGUGCCGCAGCUUGGAGGGCCACUGGGACGACUCCAACGAGUCUCUCUUGCGUACACUCCAAGUGCCCAAGCCGCCUUCGGGAAGAUUGAGUGUUGAUUUUUCGACGCACGCCGGAAGCUCUUUUGACCAGAGAGUCUCUAAAGAGUCGAGCAACCAGUCUCAGGUGUAA
Messenger RNA from Diaporthe citri, 834 nucleotides. RefSeq lists its product as uncharacterized. Bases 1 to 834 code for a protein of 277 amino acids. NCBI's taxonomy places the organism in Eukaryota, Fungi, Ascomycota, Sordariomycetes, Diaporthales, Diaporthaceae. The record is from RefSeq and is a predicted model, not a curated record. The transcript has 2 exons.